UGGCAAUGUCCAUUUAUUGAAAGAGAGGUGCUGUAUAUCUACUGUGCUCUACCUGGUCUUUUUUAUUUUUACCAGACUUACACUUGUAUUUAAGAUAUAUUCUCUGAAAACAAGUCUAAAAAUAUUAUUCCCUGUUACCUCUCAGCUAAAUAUAUCUUGUUUAAAGGAUGUUUAUAUAUUAGUUUUUUUCUUGUAGAAAAUAAGAAUAAGAUAAGAAUAAGAUAAGAAUAAGAUAAGAAAGUAUGAACUAUAGCAUCAAUGUUGUUUACUGUUAUGAAGGUUUGUAUACUUUGCAACAAAGAGUCACUGUCAGGUAUGAAUCGGAAAAAAAAAAAUAGCCAUUUUUAUGAAUCAGUGUUCUCAAAAGGGAAUGGUCAGGACUUACUUCUACUCUCCUUACUUUUGAACCUGUCCAAAAUCGUGCGAAAAAUGUCUUGGCCUCUUAUCGUGUUUUGAAGCAAAAGUACGCUACCUUGUCCUGUCAUUGAUGUGUUUGAACUUUGAUUUAAUUUCAGUGAGCACCCCUAAUUUUGCUGAUUUAUUGCUGAUAAUUACUCACAAUGGAAACUAAUCAAAAAUGUGGGGAUGGACUGACUGGCACGCAGAAAGAGACUACGCUGCGCGCUCUGAUCCAGCGUACAGGAUAUCAAGUAUACCAGGAAAAUGGACAGAGGAGAUAUGGUGGUCCACCUCCUGGCUGGGAAGGCCCUCCUCCAGAGAGAGGCAGUGAGAUUUUUGUGGGAAAGCUUCCUCGAGACCUCUUUGAGGAUGAACUGGUGCCACUCUGUGAAAAAUUCGGCAAAAUUUACGAAAUACGGAUGAUGAUGGAUUUCAAUGGCAACAAUCGAGGCUAUGCAUUUGUUACCUUCUCCACAAAACAAGAGGCUAAGAAUGCCAUGAAACAGCUCAACAACUAUGAAAUCAGGAAUGGGAGACUUCUGGGUGUGUGUGCAAGUGUUGACAACUGCCGUCUGUUUGUGGGCGGCAUCCCAAAAACCAAAAAGAGGGAAGAGAUCCUGGCAGAGAUGAAAAAGGUGACAGAUGGUGUGGUGGAUGUAAUAGUUUAUCCAAGUGCUGCUGACAAGACCAAGAACCGAGGCUUUGCAUUCGUGGAGUAUGAAAGCCACCGAGCUGCAGCUAUGGCCAGGAGGAAACUACUACCAGGGAGAAUUCAGCUCUGGGGUCACGCUAUUGCAGUUGACUGGGCUGAACCUGAAGUAGAAGUAGAUGAAGACACCAUGGCCACAGUGAAAAUCCUCUAUGUUCGUAAUCUGAUGUUGGCCACCACAGAGGAGACCAUUGAGAAAGAGUUCAACAGUGUCAAACCUGGUUCUGUUGAAAGGGUGAAGAAGAUCAGAGAUUACGCUUUUGUUCAUUUCUCACAGAGAGAAGAUGCCGUCAACAGCAUGAACGCAUUGAAUGGAAAGGUCAUUGAUGGUUCUCCCAUUGAAGUCACGCUAGCCAAACCUGUGGAUAAGGACAGUUAUGUUCGGUAUACCCGAGGCACAGGGGGUCGUGGAGGUACUCUGCUCCAAGGAGACUAUGCUUACACAGUGGGGCAGAUGUACGACCCUUCAGCUGCCUACCUGGGUGCACCCAUAUUCUACGCUCCCCAUGCAUACGCCACUAUCCCAAAUCAAUUCCGCUUCCCCACUACCAAAGGGCACAUAAGUGCCAGGGGGCUGGUGCACACGCCCUCUGUUAGAGAAAUUUACAUGAAUGUACCUGUAGGGGCAGCGGGCGUACGUGGUUUGGGUGGGCGAGGAUACCUCGCCUAUGCAGGUGUGGGUCGUGGCUGCACCACGUACCAACUUAAGACAGACAAACAUCUCGACGACAAACUCUAUGACCUUCUUCCCGGUAUGGAGCUCACACCCAUGAACCCUGUCACCCUGAAGCCCCAAGGCAUCAAACAUGCCCCACAGAUCUUGGAGGACAUUUGCCAAAAGAAUAACUGGGGGCAACCUGUUUACCAGCUUCACUCUGCUAUUGGACCAGAUCAGAGGCAACUUUUCCUUUACAAAGUCAUCAUCCCUGCUCUAGCUACACAGUAUCCAAAUAUACACCCAUUCACCCCCACCAAACUCUGUACGUCAAUGGAUGAGGCGAAGCGCCAUGCUGCCGAACACACGCUGCAGAUCCUCGGUAUACAGACAGAGGGCGCUGAUGUAUCUGCUGCUGCGGCCGUCGCUGCUGCAUUCCCAGGCUAUGCAAUUGCCAGCACAACUGCUACUGUGGCUGCAUCACAACUGAAACAGGCUAUUUCUCUGGGUCAGGACCUGACAGCCUAUGCAACCUAUGAGGGUUACCCUGCCUUUGCUGUGGCGAUCCGCGGGGAUGGAUAUGGAGUGUUUUAAAAACCCCUGCUGCAAUAAGUCACUCACCAAUAGAAUAGUCUCUGUUAUGUUCAUUUCUGUUCCAUGCAUGCUGUCAUAUUUAUAGGUUUUUUGUAGUUUUGGUAGAGUAGUGGUUGUUCAAAUAGACUGGUGGUAACUUUAUUCCUUUCCAUAAGCUCUGAUGUUUUUUAAGCAUUUUUGCAAUAUUGAAGUAUAUGAGACAUCUUUUGACCUAACUCUGCCUGAAGGCUGUCUACAACUCAAUCCCAAACAUUUCUAGAAAAUGUCAGUUUUUAUGCUUUUGUCUGCUUUGUUUCCAUAAACUUACAUCAGACUGAAUAUCAUGCAAGGUUGAAAAAAAAAAAAAAAACUCAAUUUGAUUGAAACAUUACUUGUGUCAUAAAUUGUGUAUAUCCAGUAUGAUUCUCCAUUAGAUUUCAACUUUGAUUUUUACUACCUAUGAAAAUGUCUAAAUUACAGAUUUUAGGCUGGACCUUUGUUUAAUGUUGCCUUUGAAGGAUUGAUUGCCUUUACAAUGAACACUGAAUCAUUACAAUCAAAUGAUCAAACACAAAGUAACAUUGUGCUGCUUGUAAAACAGACAUUUAUUCAGACAUUGACUUUAGUAAGCUUUGGUAUUUUGUUGUAUUUAAAGUGGUUUGUUUUUGUGUUGGUUUUCUUUCAGUAUUUAGAUUAACACCUGAGUGCAGAGUGUUUUAACAGAAGAAAUCCAUGUAUAUGCUUUCAUAUGUACCUACCUGUUUUAGGAUCAUUUAUAGAUUUGGUUGACACUUUGUAGUUUGUUUGUUUAUAAGUCCUUUUUCUAUAUUUUAUAAGAUAUUCACAGGCUUGCUACUAAUAUUUUCCCAUCUCAUACUUUUGUACAUGGGGAAUAUGAGAGCACUCGUUUAACACACAGACACAUUUUAUUAAAUUUAAAGAUGCCUCAGUGGUGACAGUAUUAUAGUUUGUGUAGCACUUAAAACUUGUUUUUAUACCUGAAUUUCAAUUCUGUUUGUAUGAAGUUUGUUUUGGAUCAUUGACUGUUUGAAAUAAUUAAUUGUCUCAGUGAUUGGCAUCAGAAUUGGAGGGAGAAUCGUAAACACGUGUUGUCAGGACAAAAAAAUAAGCCGAGAGCUUUAUAGUGCUACAGAGUGUGCGAGUCAUGAAUAUAUAAUUCCAAUACAUUAACUAACGAUCAAUAAAUCAAAUUCACUACAGAAGAAA
This is a messenger RNA of Myxocyprinus asiaticus (Chinese sucker), 3563 nucleotides long. It is a transcript of the gene a1cf, whose product is annotated as apobec1 complementation factor. Lineage: Eukaryota; Metazoa; Chordata; Actinopteri; Cypriniformes; Catostomidae. The transcript has 11 exons. The record is from RefSeq and is a predicted model, not a curated record. Bases 561 to 2357 code for a protein of 598 amino acids. Gene Ontology annotation, molecular function: mRNA binding. Gene Ontology annotation, cellular component: nucleus.